Molecule: messenger RNA, 2776 nt
Organism: Xylaria bambusicola
Lineage: Eukaryota; Fungi; Ascomycota; Sordariomycetes; Xylariales; Xylariaceae
Exons: 4
Coding region: 265-2649 (794 amino acids)
Biological process (GO): regulation of DNA-templated transcription; DNA-templated transcription
Molecular function (GO): zinc ion binding; DNA-binding transcription factor activity, RNA polymerase II-specific; DNA binding
Source: RefSeq, a predicted model, not a curated record
CACUAUCAAUGAUCCGCUGGCUGUACGGGAUAUUGGUGUUUCUGGGUAUUGAUUGCUCUUGUGAUUUCUAUUCUCUAGUAGUGUCUAGGCAAAAACCUCACCUUCAGCGUCUGUCGUGGAAUGCUGAUAUCACCCCUAGCAGUAGCUGUGUUGAUACUAGGCUAAACCUAGAGACGAAGGCGAGAGUCUUGGAUUGAGAACUUUAUCGCAAUCAUUUCUACAAAGCCAAGCCUUCAUUUAGUUCCCAAUUGGGUUGCAUUUGAAAUGGAAAAGAAGAAGGACCUCCCUAUUCGCGAUGCAGCUGCGCCUGAACCGAAGCGUAGGCGAGUGCGUAAAGGAACCCGGAGUUGCUGGGAAUGUAGAAGGCGCAAGAUUCGCUGUAUAUUUCCUUCAGAAGACUCCUCAACAUGUGCCAAUUGCGAAACGCGCGGCACUAGUUGCGUGAGCCAGGAAUUUGCAGAUGAGCCAGCUUCAGCACCGAAUCAACGGGUAACGCAGCGCCUGGGGCGCGUUGAAGAAAUGUUGGAGCAGUUGAUUGAAAAGAUAAUGCCUGAUUCUUAUACCCCGGGUAGUCGAGGACGGUCGACGGAUUCUUCGCCCGCUUCGGCCGACGCUACUGAGCUCGAGCCGGUCGACAGUGGAUGUCCCUACUCAGGUGGCAACCCUCCCAUAUGUGACGUCCUUACGCCUCUUAGAGACACUAACAAUGGGACCUCCUGUUCUGGUAACCUCCCAACACCAGAAUCAAGUCAGUAUGGGGGGUCUGCUCUAGGGAAGAAAUACACAGAUCUCUCGAAAACAUUACACGACUUGUUGCCAUGCCAGCAAGAUCUCCAGGCUAUUGUCGAGGCAAGUCCAGGGGUGAAUUUUGUGAUUAGCUUCUUCUCCCGUUAUCGGGAUGUUGUUGCUGGACAGACAGAGAAACCCUCGAUCCUAUGCAAAAACCCGCCAUCAUCUUCACACCCGGUCGUACUAGCGAAGCGACUGAUGCAAAUUGCGACAUGUCUUCAGCAAAUCCAGCCGGCAACGCCUAUUAAACUUGUGGCGGCAGAGCCCAUCCAGAGUCUGAGUCGCAGAUAUGUCUCUGCUGUCUCCAGUCUAGUGGCCUACAACGAUGAACUUGUCGGGUAUGCGGAAGGGCUGGAGACUUUGGCUUUGCUCGCACUAUACCAUGCAAAUAUCGGCAAUCUACGCAAGUCAUGGCUCAUGCUCCGUCGCACAUUAUCCAUAGCUCAGCUCAUGGGCGUCGAUAGAUGGGGUGACAGACCACUACGGUCUGCAGAUCCAACAUCUAAUCCUGCGACCCGAAUCAAGGCAAGGGCAUUCUGGUUCCGACUUAACUUUACGGACCGGUAUUUGUCUCUGGUCUUAGGUCUCCCAGCUGGCACGGACGAUAAUUCUUUUUUGGCCGACGAUCCUGAUGAUGAGCCGACGGAUAGGUUAGAAAAACAGCACACCGUCGUCAUGGGUGCUAUUAUCAAGCGCAACACCAGCAGCAACAAAGGGGACACGUGUUUUACCACGACGCAAGAGAUCGAUUGUAAUCUCGAAGCAGCAGUACGCAGCGUCGCCCCUGACUUUUGGCAAUUCCCAUCCGGUAGCACUCUAGAGCAUCCAGACCUCGCAGUGCGAUUGAGCGCCACGACGCGACUGAUGCUGCAUAUGAACCACCACAACCUUCUCAUCCUCCUACAUCUCCCUUAUAUGCUGCGCGAUCCGAAAGAAAGGCGCUGGGACUAUAGUAAGGAGACUUGCAUAGGCUCAUCGCGCAAGUUGUUAAAAACGUUUCUGGUGUUUCGCAACAUGAAUAAAGCAUCGCACGCGUGUCGACACACAGAUUACGGAGCUCUCACAGCAUCUAUGACUUUACUUCUAGGGUAUUUGGAUCCAAAGAUGCAAGCCCGUGACCAGCAUACAACCUCAAGGCGUGAAGCGGACCGCAAAUUGAUUCAAGACGCGCGCAAUAGUCUCUUGCGUAUGGCUGACUUGAACGACGAUAAGCUUGCGCGAGACGCUGCCUCCAUAAUCGCCCGCCUCCUGCCCCUACUGAACCCAGACCUCAUGACAAGUGGCAGUCAAAACCAAGGAGGGAGUCACGAUAGUGUGGGCGAAGCCGCAGCAAUUCACCUCGAUAUCCCGUAUCUGGGAAUAAUCAACAUUAAUCCCGCGGCCCAUGCCAACAGUGGACAGCAUGAUAUACAACCACACAUUUAUGCGACGUCCACUAAUAGUCUCAACACCGAUACACCCGACACACCGGCUAGUACCACUACGGCUUCUACGAAGACACACCAACAGGACUAUGUAAAGUUUCCUGCACAUACCUCGCUGUCUCAUGUAUCCCAGCCAUCUUCAGCAGAAUGGAGUGUGCCAGCGAACCAACAGCACUUCACACUCCCUGGAGGAGAUCAGGAAGAGGUGUCCCACAUGUUAUCGUUCUCGAGGGAUUACAAUAAUACUCCAAACGAGUACGACUACAAUGGCCUCACGGCACCCAUGAUGCAAUUCGAAUGGUCACAGGCGCAGCUCGCCCACCCAGAGCUAACAGCUGAGGCAGACGAGUGGACGUUUCAGGGCUUCGACACUACAUAUUUUGAAAGUCUGUUUUCAUCCAAUGCACAGGGGCUAUGGGACAUCUCUAAGACAUGAGAAUUAAGGAUGUAGUGUUGGCGUCUGUAACGCGAUAUGUACGAGUAUGGUGUAUGAAAAGCUUAUGAUCGUGGUUUCAAGUGUAUGCUACUCUUUCACGUCUUGUACUUUAUUUUGAAAUGUUUUG